This is a messenger RNA of Chelonoidis abingdonii (Abingdon island giant tortoise), 1868 nucleotides long. It is a transcript of the gene FAAP20, whose product is annotated as FA core complex associated protein 20. Gene Ontology annotation, molecular function: ubiquitin binding. Lineage: Eukaryota; Metazoa; Chordata; Testudines; Testudinidae. Gene Ontology annotation, cellular component: Fanconi anaemia nuclear complex. The record is from RefSeq and is a predicted model, not a curated record.
CUGCAUCUCAGGUUUCUGUCUGGUGCCGUGUCUCUGCCACACGGACUGGCGCCCGGGAACAUGCUGCAGAAAGGAGGAGGAAGUCAGGGCCUAAUAUUAUGAUUUUUUUAAAAGCAAAAUUUAUGGAGGCUGGCUUUAUACACCAUGUUUAUAUUGGUGCUUUUUGAUUUGCUUUUGUGCUUUUAAACAGCUUCCUAGCAAAAAUACUUACAUACUAUUCUCUGAAUAGUUUCAAAUACCAUUUCUAAAUAGAUACCAGUAGUUUCAAAUGAGGUAUUAUCUUUUAUUUGACCAACUUGUGUUAGUGAAAGAGACAAGCUUGUGAAGGACACAGAGCUCUUCAGUUUCAUAUAGCAGCAUGGAGACAGCCUCACGCAAUAUUAUGGAAACUGAUGAAACUAACAUUGGCCAACAGAUACUCCUGGUUUGAACAACAAGGAUUAAGUGAGUCUGAAAAUAUGUGGAUGCUGAUACUGAAGGCUGUCAAUCCAGAUCUAAAAUCCACAAGCUGGGAAACAGUGCCCAGUUUACCAGAAUUUUUUGGACAGAAUUCUGAAAAUGAGAAGAACCCCCCAAAACCAGAAGUAUUUAAGGUUGGAAUGAAAGAUUUUCAGUGGAUACCUCUCCCAUCUUUCUACAAAGAAAAAGCUCUUAAUAGAAAGAAUCCAAGCUGCUGUUACCUAUCAAAAAGUCAAACUGAGCAUCUAAUGGAAAGAGAGGACCAGGCAGACCAAAACCAGCUAAAUAUUGCUCCUGUAGUUGAGAAAAUAUCCCUUGCAGUUAAUGAUGAUCCAGGUGAGAUCAUAAGAAUGAAACACAGCAGGAAAGGUUCUUCAAAACUGAAAGAAAAAGGAAGGACUGAAAGGUAUGAACGUAAUCAGUGUAUGGAUUCAACACUGCAUACUGUACCAGCAUCUACCCAAAGUCUUGCAAAAGAUUUUUGCCUUCAACAGCUCUGUAAAGGGACUGUUCUGAGUGAAGAGAAAAGCAGAAAAGAAAAUGAAAGAGGACAACAGUCAGAUGCACAAAUGCACCAACAUAAUGUUUUAUUAGGUGAGACCAGAUCUACAUCUGCAGAAAUAAAAUCUCCUGUUGACAUCCCCAGAAUGGAAAGUCUUGAGGAAAAGGCUGAGGAUCAGAGAGUAGGAACUUUAACUCUUGACAGUUGUCCGAUGUGUCUAAUCCAGUUUACUGGAACAUUGUCACAGUUGGACAUUGACAGCCAUCUUGCUAAAUGUUUGUCUGAAAGCGCAGAUGAUGUGAUUUGGUAAAAGAACAAGAAUGAAGACCCAAGAAGUCAGAUGCUAAGAUAUGAAUCUCUACAAAAAAAAAAAGGAAAGUAUAUCAAGAAAAUGUGUUCCGAUAGAAUGUGUGUAUUAAACUUGUAUAAUUGAAAAACAGAAACAAAGAAGGGUCAUAAAUACCAUCAUGCUCUACUCAUUUCCUCUGAACCCACUCUGUAUAUCCAUUGUAUCCCUGAUCUUGGAAAGAGAACUGCGUGGGCAUACUUCUGGAUGCUGCGGAGCCCCACCGAAUGCAUAUCAAGAAAGUACUAUUAUGGCUUCUUGAAGUAUAGUAUCUGUUCUCUUUUGCCAGGUAUUUAAUUUGUUAUGCUUUUGAAAGGUAUAGCAGGAAGAGGUUGAUGCAAGAAAUUUUCUUGUAGACUGUUAAUUUGCCUAAUCCAAAUGUCAUUGAAUCCAAUAACUUCAACAGGCUUUGUAUCAGGCUCUAAAUGGUUAACUCUUUGGAAAGUAAAUUGCCCGAUACUUUAAAAAAAGUGCUGUAGUACCCAGUGUCUGUUUAGGCUUUUAAAUAUCAGUUCAUGCUUUAUGUGAAAAAAGUUUAAAUAAAAAUCUAGUUGGAAUUUU